Molecule: messenger RNA, 2075 nt
Organism: Pan troglodytes (chimpanzee)
Lineage: Eukaryota; Metazoa; Chordata; Mammalia; Primates; Hominidae
Gene: ANP32B
Product: acidic nuclear phosphoprotein 32 family member B
Exons: 7
Coding region: 937-1692 (251 amino acids)
Biological process (GO): regulation of apoptotic process
Cellular component (GO): nucleus
Molecular function (GO): histone binding
Source: RefSeq, a predicted model, not a curated record
AGAAAACCGAGGGAGACUCUCCUGAACACGGUGGGGAUGCUCGGCUGCUCUGUGGCUUAGCAAGCGACCCCAGCUGCCCUGCCAGGGCCGGCCGGCCGCGAUUCCGUCCCGACGGGGGGGAUCCUCGGCGGCACUACGGACGCCACUCUGCCAAGGAGGCAGCGGGGUUCGGCCUGUUAGCCCCAGACUGUGUGGCAGGCAAAAGGUGAACGUCAAAGCCUGUCCCCGGCUUCUUCACAUCCCGCGCCUCCGCGGGCGUCGGGCCGCCCCCGUGAGCCUCCCCGGAUGGACUGGGUUUUAGGGACCCCCGAAGCCGGACUGCAAAGCUUCCCACCAGCCCUUCCCACGAACCUCCCAGCCCGGGCCGCAAGCCCAGCUCCGGGCGCGACGACGUGGGGCCGGGGGUAGAAGGAGUCUCAGCGCGGCGGGGGGCGGGGAAGCCCCCCCACCCACGAGAAAGGUCUUACAUCAGCCGCCCCACGUGCAAUCGGAGAGAGGGAGGAAGUCGCUCCUCUAUUCGGGCUGCGCCUUUCCCCAGCCUCCGCCCCGCCCGCCGCGAGUCUCCCCGCCCCGCCUUGGUGCAGCCGCGGCCGCCGAGCCGAGCAGCGCCGCGCCGGGCUGAGUGGAGCCGAGCAGCUGCCGCGCCGCGUCGCCGGUUUAAGCGCAGUGCAGGCCGCGGCCGGGGGCGGCGGUAGUGAGCCCAGCGCUGCGCUCCAGCCCCCUUUUCCCUCCAUGGUUUCUCUCCGCUCCCGUGAGUAACUUGGCUCCGGGGGCUCCGCUCGCCUGCCCGCACGCCGCCCGCCACCCAGGACCGCGCCGCCGGCCUCCGCCGCUAGCAAACCCUUCCGACGGCCCUCGCUGCGCAGGCCGGGACGCCUCUCCCCCCUCCGCCCCCGCCGCGGAAAGUUAAGUUUGAAGAGGGGGGAAGAGGGGAACAUGGACAUGAAGAGGAGGAUCCACCUGGAGCUGAGGAACCGGACCCCGGCAGCUGUUCGAGAACUUGUCUUGGACAAUUGCAAAUCAAAUGAUGGAAAAAUUGAGGGCUUAACAGCUGAAUUUGUGAACUUAGAGUUCCUCAGUUUAAUAAAUGUAGGCUUGAUCUCAGUUUCAAAUCUCCCCAAGCUGCCUAAAUUGAAAAAGCUUGAACUCAGUGAAAAUAGAAUCUUUGGAGGUCUGGACAUGUUAGCUGAAAAACUUCCAAAUCUCACACAUCUAAACUUAAGUGGAAAUAAACUGAAAGAUAUCAGCACCUUGGAACCUUUGAAAAAGUUAGAAUGUCUGAAAAGCCUGGACCUCUUUAACUGUGAGGUUACCAACCUGAAUGACUACCGAGAGAGUGUCUUCAAGCUCCUGCCCCAGCUUACCUACUUGGAUGGCUAUGACCGAGAGGACCAGGAAGCACCUGACUCAGAUGCCGAGGUGGAUGGUGUGGAUGAAGAGGAGGAGGACGAAGAAGGAGAAGAUGAGGAAGACGAGGAGGAUGAGGAUGGUGAAGAAGAGGAGUUUGAUGAAGAAGAUGAUGAAGAUGAAGAUGUAGAAGGGGAUGAGGACGACGAUGAAGUCAGUGAGGAGGAAGAAGAAUUUGGACUUGAUGAAGAAGAUGAAGAUGAGGAUGAGGAUGAAGAGGAGGAAGAAGGUGGGAAAGGUGAAAAGAGGAAGAGAGAAACAGAUGAUGAAGGAGAAGAUGAUUAAGACCCCAGAUGACCUGCAGAAACAGAACUGUUCAGUAUUGGUUGGACUGCUCAUGGAUUUUGUAGCUGUUUAAAAAAAAAAAAAAAAGUAGCUGUGAUACAAACCCCAGGACACCCACCCACCCAAAGAGCCAAAGAAUAGUUCCUGUGACAUUCCGCCUUCCUUCCAUGUAGUCCCUCUUGGUAAUCUACCACCAAGCUUGUGGACUUCACCCCAACAAAAUUGUAAGCGUUGUUAGGUUUUUGUGUAAGAUUCUUGCUGUAGCGUGGAUAGCUGUGAUUGGUGAGUCAACCGUCUGUGGCUACCAGUUACACUGAGAUUGUAACAGCAUUUUUACUUUCUGUACAACAAAAAAGCUUUGUAAAUAAAAUCUUAACAUUUUG